Molecule: messenger RNA, 656 nt
Organism: Sinocyclocheilus rhinocerous
Lineage: Eukaryota; Metazoa; Chordata; Actinopteri; Cypriniformes; Cyprinidae
Product: bcl-2-like protein 15
Exons: 4
Coding region: 20-487 (155 amino acids)
Biological process (GO): regulation of apoptotic process
Source: RefSeq, a predicted model, not a curated record
UGUAACACCGGUAAACGCGAUGGCGGCAGCUGGCAUUCAGAAACAAACAUACCACGUCAUACACUGCCUAUUACAAAAUGAACGAGAUAUUGAUAUGGUGGAGACUGAUGGUCCUGAAGAUGAGAACUCAUUUGACCCUGUAAAAAUAGCCCAUAAGCUCAGGGAACUGGGGGACGAUUAUGAUGAGAAAGUGAUCCAGCCACUGAUGAAGAAUGUACAGAGAGCUGCAGACGAUCAGGUGGUGACUGUGUUCAGUGAUAGCGUGGACAGCCUGUGUAAGAUGUGGGUUGUGGAAAGAGCAGAAGUGGCCUCAGAGAAGCAGCUCCUCAAGGCUGCCAUCACACUGGGACUCUUUAUGAAGAAAAACUGCCCUGCCAUGACGAAUGUAGUCGAGGUCGCUAUGAUGGGAUUCGUAAACAACCGUCUAACAAACUGGAUUGCAGAGCAAGGGGGCUGGGUCUCUGUCUCUGUGAAAAGCAUGUGUUGAGAUUGGAGCUCAUUGUCUCAUUCUCUGAGAGACCCUCAAUCAUUUCUCUAAAGUUUGAUUUGUAAUACAGGAUAAACUGUAAAUGGUGCUCUUUUCAGACAAUCACAGCCAGAAAAAUGGAGAAUGUAAUUUAAAAAUUUUUUUUUUACUCUAAUACAGAUAAUUUGAA